AUGGCUUUCCCUCAGCACCACUUCCAAAGGCACUACCAAACCCAACAACAACAGCAGCAGACCAAACCUUUCAGAAAUCUACAAACAAUCGAUGGUCAGAUGUCACAGCAAGUGGCGUUUUACAACCCUACUGAUUUGCAAGAUCAGUCCCAGCAUCCACCCUAUAUUCCUCCCUUCCAUGUUGUUGGGUUUGCUCCGGGUCCUGUUCCUCCUGCUGAUGGCAGUGAUGGUGGAGUUGAUUUGCAAUUGCAAUGGAAUUAUGGUUUGGAACCAGAGAGGAAGAGACUUAAAGAACAGGACUUUUUGGAGAACAAUUCUCAGAUAUCUUCUGUUGAUUUCCUCCAACCACGAUCAGUGUCAACUGGGUUAGGCUUGUCACUGGAUAAUACUCGCCUGACAUCCACUGGAGACUCAGCUUUGUUGUCGCUCAUAGGUGAUGACAUUGAGCGUGAGCUGCAGCAGCAGGAUGUAGAGAUAGACAGAUUCCUCAAAGUGCAGGGUGAAAGACUGCGGCAAUCAAUCUUAGAGAAGGUUCAAGCAACACAGCUUCAGAGUGUUUCACUCAUCGAAGACAAAGUCCUUCAGAAACUUCGUGAGAAAGAAGCUGAGGUAGAAAGCAUCAACAAGAGGAACAUGGAACUCGAAGAUCGAAUGGAGCAGUUGACUGUGGAAGCUGGUUCAUGGCAGCAGCGAGCAAGAUACAAUGAAAACAUGAUUGCUGCUCUCAAGUUCAACCUUCAGCAAGCAUAUGUCCAAAGCAGAGAUAGUAAAGAAGGAUGUGGCGACAGUGAGGUUGACGAUACAGCUUCUUGCUGCAACGGGCGUACCCUUGAUUUUCAUCUGCUUUCCAAGGAGAACACAGAUAUGAAAGAGAUGAUGACAUGCAAGGCUUGCAGAGUGAAUGAAGUGACCAUGGUUUUGUUACCUUGUAAGCAUCUUUGCCUCUGUAAAGAUUGUGAAAGUAAGCUUAGUUUCUGUCCUCUAUGCCAAUCCUCCAAAUUUAUAGGCAUGGAGGUCUACAUGUAA
Molecule: messenger RNA, 1026 nt
Organism: Sphenostylis stenocarpa
Lineage: Eukaryota; Viridiplantae; Streptophyta; Magnoliopsida; Fabales; Fabaceae
Source: the annotation of a GenBank genome assembly